CAGCUCUCCGGAUAAAGGCGCCGGGCUAAGCAACGGCGUCGCAAUUCCAUCCGCCUCUGGAGUAUGUUCAAAUCCAUUCCUCUUGGUGCUCCAGGACGACCGUUCCGAUUCGAGAAGCAAGUAAUUCGAGCUUUGCUCACGACCAGCGUCCAUAUCACUUGCCUCGCCGCUCACCCCGCUCCUUUUGGCAUUACGACGUGCGUACGUUGAAUCGAUUAGCAAGCGUUCUUGCGCGACGACUGCGACUCCUUCAUCAUCGGCUGCCUCACCAGAUACGAGACGCAGUCAACCUCGCUGAGGCCUCGUUCUGACGGCUAUUGCAUUCUGCUUUGACGGUCCAUACUCCAGUAGAUUGUCGACAUGUUCGUUCUGCCACCCCCUCCGCGAUAUCCCGCAGGCGCCUAUGGCGUCGGCCUCGGGGGCGUCGUGCCCCUGAUCGAGACCAACAAUACACUGUCGAACCCGAGCGGACCCGAGUAUCGGUUCCUGGUAGGAGAGGGAACAUACGUGCUCAAGGAAGACUUGAACCUGGCCACACCACCACCCCACCCGUCCGAGGCGCCUGUUGUCAAUCCGAAUCCCCUGGCUACGAACCCUCAGCCUGCGACUGCUGGAACAAAAAUGUCGAUUCUUAGCUUGGAAUCCCGACCCGCUCCCUUCUUCUACAGAGGCCCCUCUGCUACAACGCUGUCACUGGGUGGUGGAACGUUGAGUAUUCAAGAACACCCCAACGAAAGCCGAUAUUCGACUGAAGGUGGCAUGGGUAGCGAUGAUGGCCGUGCAGCGUCGAGCGAAGGCCCAGCUGCAUCAACUACAUUCGGCUCUGCUCCUGCAUUUGGCGAAGGAAAUUCCCUGCUGGCUCCUACGGUAUCGAAAGACGUAAAUAAAAAGAAGAAGCCCAAGAAUAAUGUUACCAAGAGCAACUCUUCUUUCAUCUCUCGUGUCAUUGUUAAUGAUAGCUUGGCGCGAAAGCUGACGGAACGGCCGAGCGAUGGGCUAUUUGCUUUUGCCAAUAUUAACCGAGCAUUUCAGUGGCUGGACAUGUCAUCGCCGACAAAGCAAGAUUACUUGACAAAGAUACUGUUCACCAAGGCUCACUGCUUAUGUCACGAUGUCAACAUGGUGACAAAGAGUGUUUCUCAUAUCGAUGUGAUUAUGGGUUUCUCUACUGGCGAAAUCAUCUGGUGGGAGCCCAUUUCCCAGCGAUAUACGCGACUCAACAAAAAUGGCAUAAUCAAUAACACACCCGUAUCUGAAAUACGAUGGAUUCCUGGCUCCGAGAAUCUGUUCCUUGCAGCCCACAUGGAUGGCUUACUAGUGGUAUACGAUAAAGAGAAGGAGGACGGCCAUCUGAAUCCGGAAGAGGAAGGGCUGACUGCCAGCGGCAGUGGGAGUGAGGGGGAGCUGUCCAACGGAUCUGCCAUUGGUAAUGGCAUCAGGAUCAACAAGUCGGUGCACUCCAAGAAUCAGAAGACUAAUCCAGUAGCCGCCUGGAAACUAUCGAACCAGAGGAUAAAUGCCUUUUCAUUUUCGCCUGAUAACCGACAUCUUGCGGUUGUGUCCGAGGACGGUACAUUGAGAGUAAUUGACUAUCUCAAAGAAGAGCUCUUAGACCUGUAUCAUUCGUACUACGGGGGACUGUCAUGUGUUUGCUGGACUCCAGAUGGCAAAUACGUCCUAACUGGUGGUCAAGAUGACUUGAUAUCUAUUUGGUCAAUGGCAGACUCAGCAUUAGUUGCCCGAUGCCAGGGUCAUCGAUCCUGGGUCUCUGCGUUGGCAUUCGACCCAUGGCGAUGUGACGACCGAAACUAUCGCUUUGGCAGCGUGGGAGAGGAUGGACGACUCUGUCUCUGGGAUUUUAGCGUGGGCAUGCUGCACCGCCCUAAGACUGCUGCCCCUAAUCGCCACCGAGGAUCGGUAUCGUCCAAGUUCACGGCUCCACAUAGAACAGAUACCAACACGUCGGUAAAUUCGGGCGGCAAAGGCUCCAUACUAGAGGAUGAGUGGGAAGAGAAUGUGAUUGCGCAUCCUGUUCAGCCGCGGGCGGUAAUUCCAAUGCUGCCACCUGUGCUGACGCACGUGGUUGAUAGCCAUCCGGCGUGCUGGCUAGCCUUCACCGAGGAUGCCGUUAUCACAAGCUGCAAGUCAGGGCACGUAAGAACCUGGAACCGACCAGGCGUCCCAACAGGCAACGAGGGGCUUGAUGGAUAGAUAGUAGAUGGACUGGGCGUUUCGAUGGCGCUUUUCCCACUUUGGCGGGUUUUUUGAUUUUAAUUUAUUUUGAUUGAUUUAUUUAUUUUCUUAUGUUUGUUUUGCGUUGGCUAUAGCUUUGAGGAGGAGCGAGGGUCUCUUCUUGCUUGGUGUCUCCAGCAUGACUGCUACCUACUAGGGCAUUGGAAAGGAAUGCUUUGUAUCUAAUUCUGUGGACCUUCAUGUGUAAUGCUUUGAGAUGAAUAUAUUUUGAAUAUCGG
Trichoderma asperellum CBS 433.97 is the source of this 2471-nucleotide messenger RNA. RefSeq lists its product as uncharacterized. Gene Ontology annotation, cellular component: nucleus; cell division site; cell tip. Gene Ontology annotation, molecular function: protein binding. Gene Ontology annotation, biological process: carbon catabolite repression of transcription. The record is from RefSeq and is a predicted model, not a curated record. NCBI's taxonomy places the organism in Eukaryota, Fungi, Ascomycota, Sordariomycetes, Hypocreales, Hypocreaceae.